AUGGCCGCGCUGGAGCUGGCCGUCCGCUGUCCGACGGGGCUUGCCCCUCCGCCGGCACCAUCGGCCGCUCCACUUGCAACGAUCCUGACAGCGGAGGGCGGACAAUGGCUUAUGACGAACCAGGCGACGGACACGCCACACGAAGGAGCUGCUCGCACAGAGGAUAACGGGGCACAGGAAUAUGUGACAGUCAGUACACAAGAAGGAGAUCUGAGAGGUCAAAUCGAAGCAACGUACACCAAUAAUACGAUGUACAGUUUCAAAGGCAUCCCCUAUGCAGAGUCUCCAGUUGGUGACCUCAGAUUCCAGAGCCCAUCGCAGAACGAAGCACUGAAAGCUGUCGUGGUGUACAUCCACGGAGGAUGUUUCACUGGCGGAAGCGGUGCUAUAAGUGAGCCUCGCUCCUUCGUGGACAACGACGUUGUAUUUGUCAGUAUAAAUUAUCGCCUAGGAUUGCUAGGUUUCCUCAGCACGGGAGAUGAAGUCGUCCCUGGAAAUACGGGCCUCAAGGAUCAAGUGGAGGCUCUGAGGUGGGUGCAGAGGAACAUAGCGGCGUUUGGCGGCGAUCCAGAGAGAGUGACUAUCUUAGGCCAAAGCGCAGGAGGAGCUUCCAUUCACUACCACGUCCUAUCUCCACUUAGCAAAGGUCUCUUUAAGAACGCCAUAGCAAUGAGCGGGUCAGCGCUGAACCCCUGGGCUUUCUCCAAAAACGCAACAGACAGAGCAAUACGCUUCGCGAACUACUUGGGAUAUUCGGGGCAGAACUCCUCAGAUCUCGUAGACUUUCUCAAAACCGUGGAUGGACGCACCCUCGCACAAGGCAGUGACAAAGCUCUGUCAGAGGAGGACAGACUGAGUUUAUUUACAUGCGUCUGGGCACCCAGUGUCGAACCGGAUCACGAAGCAGCCUUUCUCACAGAGGAACCAUGGCGGCUGGUGGCUGAAGGUCGCUACAAUCACGUCCCGUACAUGUCGGGAGUUACGGACCUCGAACUAGUUGCCCAAAUUCACGGUUCGUUUGGUACUGGAUCGCUGGCCACAGAAGAAGACAUCAGUAACCUGAACGCAAACUUCGAGGAAAUUGUUGGGUGUGAUCUGAGACUCCCGACCAGAGAGGAGCAGCUCAGUGGCGCUCAUUCAGUGAGACUGUUUUACUACAACGACAGCGAGAUCACGCUGCAGGACAACUACACCACUGCUCUGUUUGAUUCUCAUCUGUUUUUCGUGGAGGGAGUUGACGCUGUCGUAAGAAGUAUGGCCAGAUAUUCUUCAGAGCCGGUAUACUACUACGAAUAUACUUACAACGACGGAGUUAUCAACCAAUAUCCUGAAGGUGCAGGCCACGCCGCCGACAUAAUAAACAUGUUCUUUUCGACUUCACUUGAUCCCACAUCAGAUGGUGCUAUUCUCAGCGACCAGAUGACUGCAAUGUGGGCUAAUUUUGCUAAGUAUGAUAAUCCCACUCCAGAACUGAACUCACUGCUGACGGAAAAAUGGGGAACCUACAACGAAUCGUCACCCUUCUACUUGGAGCUAACAGCUCCUCUGAAGCCAAGAAUGAGAUUAUUUGAGUCCUACAUGAACUUCUGGCACAGUUUACUGCCAUAGGAAGUGCAACAGCCAGAAUAUAAAUUUUGUGGCACGUUACU
Molecule: messenger RNA, 1649 nt
Organism: Schistocerca piceifrons (Central American locust)
Lineage: Eukaryota; Metazoa; Arthropoda; Insecta; Orthoptera; Acrididae
Product: esterase FE4-like
Exons: 10
Coding region: 1-1608 (535 amino acids)
Source: RefSeq, a predicted model, not a curated record